Umbelopsis ramanniana AG is the source of this 990-nucleotide messenger RNA. RefSeq lists its product as uncharacterized. Lineage: Eukaryota; Fungi; Mucoromycota; Umbelopsidomycetes; Umbelopsidales; Umbelopsidaceae. The record is from RefSeq and is a predicted model, not a curated record. Gene Ontology annotation, cellular component: intracellular membrane-bounded organelle. The transcript is spliced from 6 exons. The coding region runs from base 182 to 595 and encodes 137 amino acids. Gene Ontology annotation, biological process: protein transport; vesicle-mediated transport.
AGCAUAAUGAUGGGUGGCGAAAAAACAUUGGGCCAGCCAAGCAAUACCUCAUGGCACAGUGCGGAGUAGCAAACGAAAACGUCAAAGCACGUGCCGUGACCUGUGCCUUAAGGCAGCACAGGUGCAACCCCAUUGCCAACACGUUAAUGACCACUUCUAACCGUUCCUCCAUGCCUAUUCCAUGAUUUCCUUCAUCUUAAUUGUGAAUAAGCAGAGCCAAACCAGGUUUUCAAAGUAUAGCCACCCAUGCACCAUUCAACAUCAACAACGGAGUGAUUUUGAAUUAGGCUUAUCACGCGAAUGCAUACAGCGAGAGGGCCACCAGAAUUAUAUUUUCAAUUACCACGGUGUCGGAAUAGCCCAUCGACGAUAUGCUUCGCUGUAUUUUAUUUUAGGCUUUGCGGAUGAGAAUCCAUUUGCUAUGCUGGAGCUGAUACAGUUUUGUGUGGAAUGCUUGGAAGAACAAGUGGACAGGGUGUCAGAACUGGACAUUCUGUUCAAUUUGGACAAGGUGCAUGUGAUCAUGGAUGAGAUAAUCCUGAACGGUAUGCUUGUGGAAAGCAAUCGGAAAAGGGCGGCUCCUCAAAUGACUUGAAUGGCUGGCGACAAGGACCUGUUUGGUUGCCGCGGAGAUUGAGGGAAACCUAACGUGAUAACGCUUUGGGUAGAGACACCCGCUUAUCUGAGGGAUAACGAAAACCUCAAAUCCACCAAAUCAAGGAAUUUCCGUUUUUUUUUUAAAACCACGCAUGAGGCCUAGUAGCUUGUAGACUGCUUUUGCAAUAUAAUAUCACUUUUAUUCUUUCUUAUCUCGCCGCCAUAGAGAACUCUGUAAGCUAAAUUGGUAGAUUCGCCCGAGCCAGGCGAAAGCAAAGAUAGUUAGAAGUGAGACCGAAAAGAGAUAUGGGUUCAUGUGACUCAAUCCGAAGUUUUAGUCCACCGAUAUUACGGUGGCGCGCUUUGGAAAAUGGACCAAUCAGGCUGUUUUCA